AUGCUGGGGUCUUCGAACCAGCCGACACCGUCCAACUCCUCAACUCAACCGCAUCCGCAUCCGCAAUCGCAUCCGGCACCCCUCAUCAACCGUUACGCUCCACUCUUUCUAGCCGUCGAUGGCGGUGGUUCCGGCGUGCGAGCCGUGAUCGCAUCGCAUGCUGGCGUCGAAUUGGCGCGAGCUUCGGCCGGUCCAUGCAAUGUGUCAGUGGACAUUACCGAGUUGAGCCGCGUUUCCGAAUUUGAAACAGUGGAGACUGACUCCUCGGCUAUCGAAACCAAUGUCUCCUCCGAUCAGCAAGAGCGUGACGGCUCCGGUUGCGGUCACACGAAUUCUCGAAGCCGUCAAUGCCGCUCUGGCUCUCGUGCCGCUUUCCGGUGACGAGACUUGCCCGGGUCCGCACGGUCGGACCCCUGUCGCUGUCCCUAGCCUCACAUCGGAUACUGAUCAAGAGCAGUCCUCUUUGCUGGGACACUGCUUCGCCAAGGCAUGGGUGGGCGUGGCUGGCGUGGACUCGCGAACGCAGGGAUCCGACUUUGAGGACUUGCUCCGUCAAGCGCUUCGUAUGCCCACCACAGAUUUGAUCUUGACGAAUGGCGAGUACACCAGGUUUUAAUGAUCCUGGCAAUGGAUUUGUGCAUUUGACGCUGACCUGAGACGUUAUGUGCGUCUUUGCUUCAGAUGGGCACCUCUUCGCCGCUGCGUCGACGAGUCUUCCCCACGUUGACGCCACGGUGGUGAUGUGCGCAGGCACGGGCUCCGUAUCACUCGCAUUCCGCAUACAUCCCACUACACGCGAACCAAAGCUUGUGGCCUGUAGGGGUGGCUGGGGCCCCGUCUUGGGAGAUGAAGGUUCCGCCUAUUCCAUCGGCCGACUCGGUAUUCGCUCGGUUCUUUCUUACUUUGACGAGCUACAUAUGGCGUCGGCAGGCAAGGGCCCAACACCGCAAAAAACACCUCGAACCUGUCUGAUGUUUGGGGCUAUAUUACGCUACUUUGGGGCCACCACCUCAGAAGGUCUGAUCGACCGCAUCUAUUCGGAUUGUUCGACGCUUCAAGCUUCCCACGACACGGAGUCACGGCGCAAGAUUUGGAUCGCCGAGUCGGCGCGCAUCGUUCUAGAACAUGCCUUUCCUGCGGUUGUUGAAUGCGUAGAGUCAAAGAGAACCGCUUUGGGCAUUCUGGCGGAGGCCCAAGCCCACUUGGUCGACGUGGUUCUGCUCUUUGUCGAUCAGCUCCGACUCGACCUGCACCGGACAGUCUUGACUUUGGGAGGGAGUCUUUGGACAAAUUCAGGAUUUGCGCAGAUGUUUCUGGAGAGGCUCGAGGCGACACAAUGUGUGUUCAAGCAUGUCAUCAUUGCGUCGGAUGCCGCAGGACCCGCAGCAGUAUCUCUUGCGCAACGUUCGGAGUGA
This is a messenger RNA of Microbotryum saponariae, 1415 nucleotides long. NCBI's taxonomy places the organism in Eukaryota, Fungi, Basidiomycota, Microbotryomycetes, Microbotryales, Microbotryaceae. The record is from the annotation of a GenBank genome assembly.